Molecule: messenger RNA, 1060 nt
Organism: Onychostruthus taczanowskii (white-rumped snowfinch)
Lineage: Eukaryota; Metazoa; Chordata; Aves; Passeriformes; Passeridae
Gene: RMP24
Product: chromosome unknown C18orf21 homolog
Exons: 4
Coding region: 256-1020 (254 amino acids)
Source: RefSeq, a predicted model, not a curated record
ACGGGCGGUGCGGGAGCCCGGCGGUGAGGCGCGGGAUGUCCCCACCCGUGCCGGCGGCCGCGCCCUGACGCUUUCCCUCUCUCCCGCGCAGGUGGAUGCUCCGCAACUCCCGAGGCGAGUGAGGGGCCCCGGGCGCAGGCGGUGGAGCCGGGGCCGGAGGAGGGGGCUCCGGAGCCGGGCGCCCCUGAGCCCAGCGCGCUGCAGCGGAGGCCCGUGCCGUGGGAGAGCAGCGGAAGGACAGGAGCGUGGGGAUGAAUGCCGGCUCGCCCUUUGCCUCCCUUUCCCCCUUGCCCCUGCGCUGCUCCCGCAGGGCCGUGUCUCGGCGCUGCCGGCAGCAGUGGCGAGCUGGCCGGGAAGCAGGGCCAGGUGUCCCUCGGGGGUUCAGGGAGAGGCGCCCGAGUCCAGCUCCGGCAGCAGGAGAGAAUGAGGCGCAUGCCAGGAGCGAGCCUCUUCUUGGGUGAUGAACGUGGAUUAGAAAGGAUAUGUCCUUACUGCUUCCAGUUCCUGGUUCCUGACGGCUACCGAGUGCGCCUCAAACCAAAGAUGAAAGUGACUCCACAGAUAGAGAAGGUUCUUAAACGAGAGGCAAAGAAUCAUAAGCUUAACAUGAAACAGACGAAGCUUUUGAGAAAGUACAGGGAGUCAAGAAGCAUUCUGCUAGUUACUUGCAAAUCUUGCAACAAAACAACAAGAUACUAUGGUAAAAGCAGGGAUUUUCUGGCAGCCAAAACACAAAAUUGUGGCACUCCAGAUAUCAAAUCUAGCCUGAAGACACCCGGUGUAAAAAUUCAGUCUGCAAAGAAAAUGACACCUGUAAGCUGCAGUAGGUUGGGAUCUAAAGGGAACACUCCCUCAUCACUUUCCAGGACACGUGAAUCUGGACAGACAACAACCAACUCUGCUUCCAAGACUCCCCGAAAUUCCAAAUUUCACUUUUCUAAGCUAAAACGGAUGCUUGACCUAGAAGAAAGAGAGAAAAACCAGAAGGCAGAUUUCAAAACCUUCUUGACUUUACUUUAGUUAUAUAUUAUUUCAAAGUAAUAAAGAUUACAGCAAUAAA